CAUAAUCCAAAGGCUAUAUAUAUAUAUUGGAAGAUUGUGAAGUUUCUCUAUUAGAUAAUCCCUUUCUUCGCAAGCAGUCACCCUAGCAUUCUUGACAGACUCCCUCCUCCAAUUUCUCAACACUUUAGCAUUCUUGACAGACACGACAGAACACGGUACACAGCACAGCGGACGAGACCCAUUACUGAGAUAGACAAGAACCGAAACCCACAAACUAGACAGCGCGACUGAGAUUUCAUUUCAAUUCAUUUCAACUAUCGGAUGGCAAGGGAUAGCUGCUUGGCUCGUGUGACCGCCGGCGUUGCAGUAGGCGGUGCUGUCGGUGGCGCCGUCGGUGCUGUGUAUGGCACGUAUGAAGCUAUUAGGUAUAAGGUACCAGGACUGAUGAAGAUCCGGUACAUUGGACAAACAACACUAGGCAGUGCCGCCAUUUUCGGUCUUUUCUUGGGCGCUGGAAGCCUGAUACAUUGUGGGAAGUCAUAUUAAGGACUUUUUGAUGGAUUAAUUGUCUGUGCUUUGAGCUUUGAUGUGAUCAGUUGCCCUUUGGCCUUGGACAGUAUGUGAAGAGUGCAUAAUUAUUUCUUAAAAUGCUAAACUUUUGUUGUGGUGUUAUGUUCAUGGGUGAUAGGAAAUUCAUGGAAAUUAUCUUUCAAA
Molecule: messenger RNA, 654 nt
Organism: Carya illinoinensis
Lineage: Eukaryota; Viridiplantae; Streptophyta; Magnoliopsida; Fagales; Juglandaceae
Product: reactive oxygen species modulator 1
Exons: 3
Coding region: 262-486 (74 amino acids)
Biological process (GO): protein insertion into mitochondrial inner membrane; protein import into mitochondrial matrix
Cellular component (GO): TIM23 mitochondrial import inner membrane translocase complex
Source: RefSeq, a predicted model, not a curated record